AUGCCGCGUGUAUAUAAACCCGAUCCUACAAGGAAAAGGUAUAAAAAAUAUAGCAUAGAAAUCAUAAAAAAAGCUGUGGAAGAGUAUGCAUCUUCUCGGAAUUUAAAACUAGAAGAUGUUGCAAAAAAAUAUGGCAUUCACAAAUCGGUGUUGUAUCGCCACAGUACCCGGGAUAUGAAGCAACAUGGAGGCCAAAGAGCUUUAUCCGACGAAACAGAAAUGUUGUUAAUAGAGAACAUCAAUAAAUGCGCAGAAUGGGGUUAUCCCUUAGAUACAUUGGAUCUUAGGUACAUAGUCAAGAUGUAUCUUGAUAAGAUAGGCAUAAUCCAUAAGAGAUUCAAGGACAAUUUUCCAGGACCUGAUUUUGUGCAGAGCUUUUUAUUAAGACACAAAAAUGAGAUUUCGCAAAGAGUUUGUGAAAAUAUCAAGCGUGUGAGAGCUAAGUUGUCUCCAGAUACGAUUAAAGAAUAUUUUAUCGAACUUGCGAAGUCUUUAAAUGGAGUACCUGCUUCUAACAUAUUAAACUACGAUGAAACGAAUUUAACGGACGACCCCGGGCGGAAGAAAAUAUUAAUCAAGCGGGGAUGCAAGUACCCUGAAAGGGUUCUGAACCAUACCAAGGCUUCCGUGUCUAUUAUGAUGGCUGGUACCGCAGAUGGCAAAAUGUUACCACCAUAUGUGGUAUAUAAAGCAACUCAUUUAUAUGAUUCUUGGAUUCAACAUGGCCCAGAAGGUACUCGAUAUAACAGGUCGACAUCUGGAUGGUUUGAUGGAACCACUUUUGAGGAUUGGGUGCAAAAUAUGGUCGUUCCAUAUUUUAAGGAUUUACCAGGCAGAAAGUGCUUAAUUGGAGACAAUUUGUCUUCACAUUUAUCAGCAGACUUGAUCCAAAUAUGUAAAACGCAUAACAUCGAUUUUGUGUUUUUACCAGCCAACUCAACUCACCUGACGCAACCACUGGACGUAGCAUUUUUUCGUCCCAUGAAGCGUGCCUGGAGGCAAUUAAUAUUAAAAUGGAAAAAGACAGAUGGUCGACAAUUACCCACAAUUCCAAAAGGUUGUUUUCCAAAACUAUUAAAAUUGUUAAUUGAUGAACUUCAAAUCAAUGCUUCAAAGAAUAUCAUUGCUGGAUUUAAGAAAACAGGAAUUAGCCCUUUAAAUGAACAUGAAAUAUUAGCCAGACUUCCCGGUGAAGACUUAGAUGAAAACCAUGAAAGUGCUGUAGAAGAUUCUGUUGUGACACUCCUCAAAGAAAUGAGAUAUGGUUCUAUGAAUAUUGUAGAGCCAAGAAGAAAGAGAAAACUCAAUGUACUUCCAGGUAAAAGUGUCGCUCCAGAGGAAAUCGAAGAUUAUGCAGAAACCGAUGUUGAUACUAGUAUGGCAAAUUUAAAAAAAACAAAAUACGAUACAAGCUAUCCAUCAGGUUUAAACAAUAAAAAUAAAGGUAAGGCAAAAAAAAAUACAAUUACAAAGUUGAAACUAAAACCAAUGAAAGAAGAAGAAAAUUGCCCUAAUAAAAUAGAACCUUACAAAGGAAAAGGCAAAGGGAAUGGAAAAAAAACUAAAACAUCCUAUUUGGAAGCAAAAGAAAUACAAGAAAAAGAAAAUCUCGAGAAUAAUAUAGAAAACAAUGAGAUUAAAGGAAAAGAUAUGGAGGGAAUAACAAAAAAAUCAAGUUUGAAAAGAAUAGAAACAGAAGACAAGGACAAUAAUGAUAACAACAAAGAAUGGAAAGAAGAGUUUCACAAAAACGAAGAACAAGAAAAAUACCGAUUAACAAGGCAGGAAAAUUACGAUUACAACAUGAAUUACGACAAUUAUGAUAAUAAUAUUGGUCAGGUAAAUUACGAUAACGUCACGGUUUACGAAAAUUAUCAUAAUAAUAUGGAACAACAAAAUUAUAACAGUAUUACGGAAACGGAAAACUACAAUAAUAUCUUACAAGAAUUAAAAUGCGAAAUACCUAAUGAUAACAUAAACAGUCUGCCCAUUCUCUUUUUUGACAGCAUAUGUGAAGAGCUCACGAUCAAUACUGAAAAACCUGCUGAUGAUAAUACUAUUAUGGAGAAUAAAGUAAAAAUAAUAUCGAAUGAGCUAGUGAAUGACGAUCAGUAUAACAAAAAAUACAGAUCACCUAUUAUAAAAAAGUACAAGACUGUAGCGGUAAAAGAUCUCAUUAAAUUGCCAAAGAAAAACCAUACAAAUAAUUACUACAAUAAUAGUGACAAAAUAUUAAAAGUUUUAGAAGAGGAUGAUGACAUG
Brenthis ino (lesser marbled fritillary) is the source of this 2262-nucleotide messenger RNA. The record is from the annotation of a GenBank genome assembly. NCBI's taxonomy places the organism in Eukaryota, Metazoa, Arthropoda, Insecta, Lepidoptera, Nymphalidae.